GAUCUGUCAGCGCUGAACUCGGUCAGUCGUCGCUGUAUCCGCGAGCAGCACUGAGGGGCUUUAUGUGUGGUUAUGACUGAGGAUAAUGGAGAAAAAUGGCAACAGCACGGACUGAGAUCACUCACAGAGAUUUGGACUGGACGUAGAUGCUCCGCGGCCUUUUGAUUCCGCCACAGAUGUGGGAAUUUUCUGGAUUACAGUGAAGUUACUGGAAUCUUUGUCAUCUCGGUCUGAAGAAAGCCAUCCAGGCGGCCUGAAAUCACUCAGACUCCAGCUGAAGCCCAGCCGCGGUUAGCUGCCUGUUACAAAGCAACAUCGUUGUUUUAUUCUGUAGAAAGUUAUUCAAUAAGCUAAACCUGUGCAUGGCUAAAAUCAGCGCUUUGGUGUCGUUAUAUGAUUACUGUUUUAGCAGUCUGGGAUAGCAGCAGCAGGGAUAAUAGCUAAGCUAGCUAGCGGGGCUGGGGCUAGCCUGUUGUUAGCCGGAAAGCUGCGCUGAAAUGACAACAAAAAGACACACUCCAGGUUUGAGAGUUUGAUGUGUCACAAAAAGAUCUGCUUUAAAAAUAAGCAACAGCUGCUAGACUUAGUUUAAAGUAAGUGCAGACAGUAAUCAUAUUUUCUUGCAACUACAACAAUCAUUCCACAGCUGCAGUUACACUUUAAAUAUGUGCUUUAAUCUUUAAUCUCGCAAAGAAAAGUCUUUUGUUCUUUUUUUUUUUAACAUAAUUUUAAGUUGUCAGUGCCAGUUUUUCUUCCCUCCCAAAACUAUUAUUGCUCUUAUCUUUAAACAAUGUUUUACUUUCCACAACCACAUUUUUGGCAGCCAAACAGGACAUUCCUCUGAGACUGUGACCCCCUUUUUCCUAUUUUUUUUCUUUGCCUGAAAUUAAACUACCUACAGUUUUGAAGACUGUUAGCAGGCAAAACAAAGACUCCCAGACCCGCAUGCGGAACAUUCAUGGCAUAACAGACUGUGUAUCAGGGAAUAGCAACGCGUAAGGGUGCUGUUUGGUUUCCCCUUCAGCUUCUUGGAGACUACUCCCUCGACCUCCAUGUGAGACAGGAUGGGCAGCCAGGGCAGCCCAGUGAAAAGCUACGACUACCUGCUGAAGUUCCUCCUGGUAGGAGACAGCGACGUGGGCAAAGGCGAGAUCCUGGACAGCCUGCAGGAUGGAUCUGCAGAGUCCCCUUACGCUUACAGUAGUGGUAUCGACUACAAAACCACCACUAUUCUCCUGGACGGCAGGAGAGUGAAGCUGGAGCUGUGGGACACCUCGGGACAGGGCAGGUUCUGCACCAUCUUUCGCUCGUACUCCCGCGGAGCUCAGGGGAUCCUGCUGGUGUAUGACAUCACCAACAGGUGGUCCUUCGACGGCAUCGACAGGUGGAUCAGAGAGAUCGAUGAGCAUGCCCCAGGCGUGCCUCGGAUCCUCGUGGGUAACCGUUUACAUCUGGCUUUCAAGCGGCAAGUUCCCACUGAGCAGGCGAGGGCGUACGCCGAGAAGAAUGGCAUGACCUUCUUUGAAGUGAGCCCGCUGUGCAACUUCAACGUCAUUGAGUCGUUCACGGAGCUGUCGCGCAUCGUCCUCAUGAGGCAUGGCAUGGAGAAGUUCUGGAGGCCCAACAGAGUCUUCAGCCUGCAGGACCUCUGCUGCAGAGCCAUCGUGUCCUGCACGCCGGUCCACCUCAUCGAUAAGCUCCCGCUGCCCGUCGCAAUCAAGUCCCACCUCAAGUCCUUCUCCAUGGCCAACGGAAUGAAUGCCGUCAUGAUGCACGGACGCUCCUACUCGCUGGCCAACCCAGCCGGCGGCUCCAAAGGCAACAGCCUGAAGCGCUCCAAGUCUAUCCGUCCGCCGCAGAGCCCGCCGCAGAACUGCACCCGCAGCAACUGUAAGAUCUCCUAACAAGCGCCGCUCCCCGGAUCGCAGCUUGGAGCGGGCGUGGGAUCAGGAGACGGAUGUGCAGGGUGUCGUUAGCUGGAGGAAAUCCCUGAACCCGAAGAGCAGGAAUGAUGGAUAAAGGGAUGCAUGAGCGCUACCUCCCACCUACACGAGGUCAUGUUUCAAGUGUUUAAUGUUCUUUGCAGGUGAAGGGGGAGGGGUUCGAAUGGUGCCUCAGGAAAUUUAGAGAGUAACUACAAAUGUUUUGAUCUUAUUUACACUAAAACAAGAGGAAAAGACUCCAGAAACUCCUCCCUGCUGGAGAGGCUACUACAUGAACAGAGAUCCCUCACCAACGCAUACUUCGUUACUCUACAUGAUGCACGCCGCUCAGUGUCUGCAUCACCGCAGCCUUCACUUUCACACCUUUCCUGUUUCCUUUUUCUGUCCACACCCGUUAUUUUUUGUUCUAUGACUGAUAAGCUAACCAUCAAAACACUAGAAAAGAUCAGUCGCUUUUUGUCAGCACACGUGUUUUAAAGUGAUUUUAUAUUAUAAAUCCACAGAGGUUUAGAGGCCCCACCCCCCAAAAAACCCCUGGAGGACCCGGCCCGAGCCGAGUCCAGACUUGUUAGUGUGCCUUGAGCCCAAGUGAACGAGCAUGCAGCAGAUAGAUCGCUAAAAGCACAACAGUAACCAUGAAUUAGAAAGAGUUUCCUAUUUUUAGUUUGCAGUCCCUUCAGCUUCUGAUCUUCUGAUGGUCUCCAUUUGUCGCUUAAAUGCAGCCAAAUGUGAUGAAUUAUACUGAGGAAUUUAUUUUAAACACGCUUUUUAUAUACAUUUUUUUUUUAAGGAAAAUGUGUUUGUUGUUCAAUAUUUCACAUGACAGUCAGCCAAUCAAAUGUGCAAACCCAAACUGAACUUUUCAGACGGGUGGAAAUGUGCUUGGGACUAUUUUCAGUGGAGGAGUGAUCCACAUUUGGUGUUCUAGUGUGGAGUGUGGUUAUGUGUCAGUGGUGCAUCUGUUUUCUUUUUCGCCCGAGAGCUUCAGCGACUUGAUUUUCCCCCCACUCCUUCCUGACAUCGUGCUUUUCAGAUUUCACGCCUCACCUGUCGUGUCACACCUUUCUAACUCAGCAGAGUCUCGUCUGCGCUCACCUGCUGCUUCUCUGACAACGUGCCGCCGAUCCAGACUCGCCUCGAAGCGAUGCUCCACCCAAACGUGUUGGUAACGGAGCAGAUAGUGACGCUGCUGCAGUCCAUUAAUCCAUGUGUUGGUUUCACUGAAAACAGCAACGUACGAUAAGUUCAGCACGUUUAAUGAAGCCUUCACAUUCUGAAUGUUUUCAGAGUUAUCGCAUCUUGAAGUACAUCAGGGUGGAUUAAGAACAUUAUACAUGCGUCUCCUCACACUCGUGCACAAACUGUGACGCUGGGAGUGGGUUUAAAACCGAUUCGUUUGCAUUUUUUAACAGAGCUUCAACAUCUUUUUAAGCCCUGGAAGUUUCACAUGGAUAUGUCAGCUGUGAGGGAUCAAAAAAUGCAGAAUAACUGCAAAUUUGGACCCUUUCCCAUGUAAUUAGAGGGCCUGUAACUCUGAAGAUAUUCAUGUGUGAUGGUAAAAUUUUGCUUGGCUUCAUUAAAUAAACUAAAGUUAUUGAACAUAAAAAAUUCAGCUGAUUCUGAGAGACCCAGAGACGAGGGACCGGGUGAUUUUUCAUUAAAUAAUGCUGCUUUUCUGGGGUUUUAUUGCAUUUUAAACAGAUUAUUUGUGGUUUUUCGCUCUUUUAUGACUCAAUCGUCAGCUGAAGCUCUAAAUUGAGCACAAAGAAGUGAAGCAAAUAUAUGGUGUCACCCUAAUGGCUGCAGUGUCACAGUUGAUCACUGAUUAAUAAAACCCAAAUCACACUAACUUUGCUGAAAGAUGUUCCAGCUGUCAUUGAAUUUCUCAGAUUUGCACUGCAAAAAGUUCAAAUUGAAUGAACUUAAAGUCAUAGAAGACAAAGAAAACCGGCCGAUCGUGCAGAUUUGAAAACUGCAAACUGUUAAUUAGGAGCCAGAAGUAGCACAGAGGAAAUCUCCACAGUGUUUUUGUGCUCAGAUCUGAACGCGUGGGCAGAGAGCCUCAGCACGCAGCUUUUCUUUGGCCUAAAAUGCAGUUUGAAGUUUCCCAGCGUCGGGGUGCUGUUUCCGAUUAAAAUGAUCAUAUUUACUGUGAAGCUGGGCUCUGUCUGAAACGGCCCUGAAGCUCUGCUGCGACAUGAUUGGCUCACGUGUUUCUGUUUUGGUUGCUGAUUGGUGAUUUUGGUGGAUCGGCGAUCACUCGGGCUUCGCUGAGUGUCGCGCCCGCUCUUUGUGUAACAUGUUUGGUUUUAUUUUCACGAGUUUAACCCGAGCACAGCUGCUGCUCUUCGUUGGGUGGCGAGUCAUUGUAACCAUCCGGUCACAUCUUUAACCCACACAGUCCCCUCAGCUGUUAGCUUACUGCGCUCCUGUGACUGCUGUAGCUGCGGGCGUCCUGCACGUCUGUCUGCGGAGGUGUUUCCAUAUUCAGUCUGCCUGAGCUCUCGUGGGGAGAGGCAGCGACGCCCGAGACUUUCUGAAGCUGUUGAUGAUGUGACAGUUGAAGUUCUGAUGAGGGCAAACAGGAAACCAGUCACAGCGGCUGGUCAGGCUCGUGUUGCAGUGGAAACUUUCCAGUAUUGAUAGUAAACAGUGACCCGUGUUUAUCGGAGCGCUCUGAAUGUCACUCGCUGUCUUUCAUAACCAACUCUCAGAGCAAAGUGUCAGCCGACAGGAACAUUUUCACUUUUUGAGACGUCGCACAGAGCAGAACAUUAAUGGGGAGAUGUUAAAAAUCUAAAGCCUUUCUCUCAGUGGAAGCAUAAAUAGUUUCACUUCAUUACAGGAUGCUUAACUUCCUUUUUUAUGCUGUUUGCAAUUUUUAUUCUGUGGUUUUCGUCACAUUGCAGAGAAAAUCAAUAAUGUGUUUUUGAUCAACUGCGACCAAAUCAGUUUCCCGCCCACUCAGAGUCUCAAUCUGAAGAUAAAAUCUCGCCUUCAUUUCCGUCACAACCAUGUGACAAAAACGGCAGUAGUUAAUCAUUUAGACCCAGAAGGAGUCGGAGUUAGAAGACGACCGCGGUGUCAAAUGUAGAAAAAAGCAGACGUGUGGCCGCGUAUCGCACACGUCUGCUGGGAUAACUUUUUAACUUUGCACGGCGUCAUUAAAUAAACCACUCAGCAGAAAUCAGCUGACUCUGAGGGGGUCAGAGGUCAGGUGGGAGCGAGCUGCAGGUCCUUUCAGAGGACUGAAGCACGGACGUGUGUUCAGGAUGCCUGCUGCUGGUUUUCCUGAUGUUUGAAAUACAAAACACAGCAGACUGCGUUUAAACGUGAGCUCUUGAUAAUUGAAUCAAGCUGCGACCACGAGGAUGGAAUUAAAUGACCGUCCGCCUCGUGUUUGCCGUCCGUGUUCCCGCCCUGCUCGUCCUCCUGUCAGCGCAGCGUCGGCCUCCGUGUGCGAGCGGCCGCUCGUGUAGAAACGAGCCGGAACACGUGAAGUCUUCCGAGUCGCUGCGUUUUAAACUCCUCCGACUGGAUCUCCCACGGGAACCAAAGCAGCAGGUCUUCUUCUCUCUCUGCCUCUGAUCUGCACCGCCGCCUCCGCACGCUGUCCCAUGAUUCAUAGCUGCUGAAUAAUAGAUGCUCCUUUCAUAGAUCUCUGAAGAGCUUCAUCUCUCUCUUUCUUCCUCUCUGCUCGCUGCGUGGUUUGUUUCCUCCUCAGUUUCUGCUUCUGUCUUCUUUUCCUUCGUUUUUUCUCUGCGCUUCAUUCAUUUUGCGGCGUCUCUUCAGGCGCUCGGUUUUGUUUUGUCUCCUUUCUCACCUUUAAUGAUGCCCGCCACUGAUCCAGUCAGAUUAUUCCGCCACCACACACAUUAACUGUAGUUCCAGCAGCACCCUCAGGACCAGCCUAAUGUUCUCUAAGAAUAGCCCAACCAUGAGAUGAGUCUUGUUUAUGGUGGUUUAAUGUUCACUGAUCUCAGCACAGUAAACAGCAUCUGUGCUCGGCCUCUCACUGAAAGUGUUUUAGUGCAAAGCUUCUAAAAAUAGAAGCUCGAUCGGGCUGAAUGCUGUUCAUCUAAAAUAACGCACAAGUCACCUGAAAGGUCAAAUAAAGAAGAUUCAGAGUUUAAGUUCUCGAUAACCUGCAGAGAUAUGAGUCGCUGAUUAAAGGAGAAACAUGACGUAGAUUUACAGCGGACCUGUUCAGCUCGUUUCCAGCUCCCUCAGAGCAGCUUUGCAUGAUUCACAGUUCAGAAUAACCCUUCUUUAUCUGAAACCGAACCUCUGUGCAGCCCCUCAGCUCAUCCUCUGCCUGAAACAGAGUAAUUUAGCUCCUCCCUGUUUAAACCAGCUUUCUUCUGAUUGGCUACCACGUGCAAUCGGAUGGUCUGAGAUACAAUAUUAGACAUUUCCACUCUCUGUGACAUCAUUUUACUAACUUUAAUGUGAAUUAAGACGAUUCAUUUUAAAUGUUUUUGUGUUUUCAGUCCUAAAAAUUUCGACAUGCCCCUCAUUUCAUGCAGGAUUGUAAACUACACUUAAAGCACUCUGCAUGUUUCUGUUAUAAUGCCAGACUUCUAUAUUAAACAUGUCUAUUGGUUCUAAUAAUGAGGCAACAAUAUGUAAAUGUAACCCUGUUAAGCCAAAGUUCAGCCUCUUUUUGCUCUGAUUAAGGUUUAGAGAAGCAGAUUUCUUCAUCCCGUCCUUUCUGCAGACAGCACAGCUCACAAAUACUUAAAACUGCCCCUCAGCAGUCGUCCAGACUUUAGCCAGUCAGAAGAAGGUUCAGGAAGGUGGGUGCCUUUAAGCAACGGGAGGAAAGUCAGCUUGUUUGACAGAAAGGCCGGGCGGCGAUAAAUAAGGUCAUUCCUGAUCUGCAAGUCAUGCGGCGCUGCUCUGAUGGAGUCCCAGGAUAAGAUAAGAUACCUUUAUUAGUACCACGAGUGGGAAAUUUCAUGUUAAGGCUGCCGACCUAUUGCACACUGUGGAAAAUGCAUGUACCGGUAAAUAAUUGGAGGAACUUUUACGUUUGACGCACAGCUGAAUAAAAGGAAAUCAGCAGUGAUGAUCACAUGGUUUUUAGUAAACGUGCAGAAACUCUCGUAGUCACAACAGCAGGAAGUGAAGAAACUGUCCUCCUGAUGAGGAGCCUGUGAGCGUGGUUCAGCAGUUUUCUUCUCCUGCAGUAUUUUAAACGUUUGUUACGGAAGUUCAUGAAUGGAAAAACACUCUCACCAUCAGGUUUCAUCUCUUUGCCAACAUUUUUAGGUUUUUAGCUUCUCCCACUCUGAGGCUUUUAUUUUCUCGACAUCAGCACAACAAACCUCGUGUGUUGUUGUGUUUGUUCAUCCAGCCACAGUUUUUUAUUUGAAUAACCACAAAAACGUUCAGAGGAUUGUGGGAAUGUUUGUAACAACAAGAAGAAAAAUGACCAGUAAAACACUACUCCUGUCGUUUUGGCUGAAGCUGCUGAGCGUGUGUGUGUGUGUGUGUGUGUGUGUGUGUGUGUGUGUGUGUGUGUGUGUGUGUGUGUGUGUGUGUGAGAGAGAGGUAAUGAUCUUUAAACAUCAAGCUGAACAUUUUUCUUUCUUGUUUUUAAAUUAUUGAUUGUACAGUUUAAGGCGAUGUGUAUGAAGAUUUUUCACAAUAAAAGUAUUGAAUGUUGACGUCAA
Messenger RNA from Pundamilia nyererei, 7618 nucleotides. It is a transcript of the gene rab40c, whose product is annotated as RAB40c, member RAS oncogene family. The record is from RefSeq and is a predicted model, not a curated record. Gene Ontology annotation, molecular function: GTPase activity; GTP binding. Gene Ontology annotation, biological process: intracellular signal transduction. The transcript has 6 exons. Bases 1065 to 1904 code for a protein of 279 amino acids. Lineage: Eukaryota; Metazoa; Chordata; Actinopteri; Cichliformes; Cichlidae.